Messenger RNA from Drosophila ananassae, 3236 nucleotides. RefSeq names its product tripartite motif-containing protein 45. Bases 230 to 3004 code for a protein of 924 amino acids. The record is from RefSeq and is a predicted model, not a curated record. Lineage: Eukaryota; Metazoa; Arthropoda; Insecta; Diptera; Drosophilidae. Gene Ontology annotation, cellular component: chromatin; nucleoplasm. The transcript has 5 exons. Gene Ontology annotation, biological process: positive regulation of DNA-templated transcription. Gene Ontology annotation, molecular function: ubiquitin-protein transferase activity; protein binding; zinc ion binding.
ACCACAAGAGCUAAUUGCACAAUUGUCAGUUCCCGACUUUUGCCACUUCUGUGUUGACACUGCGCUGUGGGUUUCCACUGCGGAAUGUAAUUGGAUUACCAAUCGAGCAGCAACCCAGUCCGAGACCUAGUCUCCGGCUCAGUUGCAACGGGAACAUACACGGCGAAGGAGGUGCCACUCCAGAUCGAAAUUCGGGGAAGGAAUAAAGGUUGCAUAAUCUGGACAGAAAAUGAGCAGGCCGAAUCAAUCGAAAAUUAUGUUCAAACGGAAGACGAGCAUGGAUAAUAAGAGUAAUCCCCUCAUCGACUACGAACGCAUCCAGGUCGAGAAGGAGCUGAUGGCACCUGCUCCUCCGCCCCAACCUCCCCCGUUAGUAGUGCCACCAGCAAGUGGGUCCCCCGGAAAACUUCGACUGAAGCUCAGUACGGCUAAGAUAUCCCUUCGUAAAAAUUCACAAAUUCCACAAAAGAACCUUCAGGCUAAUCCCAUACCCGACUCUGUGCGUCGCAAAUCGGCUCCCCAGCUCUUUACAUUUUCCAUAGCUCCCAAGGUCGACCGUAGUUCGGAGAACCCACCUAGUACCGUGCCGAAGAUUCCGGGCUUCGAAUUGAAGAGCUCCAUUCGUCGCUCAAGGACACUGGGUCUGUCCAAUGGCGCGAGAAUGGGAGGUCAAGGGCUGCCCAACGAUGACCUUCAACUUCAGGAUAGUAUCAGUGAGCCCAGCAGCAGCAUAGCUGGCGGAGGUAGUUCCACCUCGCCAGAAUCCAUCCUCGAUAAUGUGCUAAGUGGCGCCUCAUCCGUGUCCGUCCAGAGCAGCAGCAGCAGCUCCCAUGCCAGCAAUGCCACGGUGGCUCAGACCAUGAAAGGCAAGGAGCUACUGCCGAAGAGACUUCUAUCCCUCAAGGCUUCACCAGAGCUCAGAGUUUCCCCGCCCACUCCGGACACCAGCCAACCUAAGCUGGAGAUGCUACCCCGGCUGCUUUUGGAGGCUACUGCCAGGUCAGAAAUCUAUGAUGCUUCUUCCCCCCUUGCCCGGAGUCGUUCCCCGUCGCUGGCCAUUUCUCCGGCGGUGUCUCCGGCUCCCUCACCCUCUCCAAGCAUUACCCUGAGACCCAGUACUCCGCCGGAGAACACAGUCAUCUUCACGGAUGAUCUCAAGUGCGGCAUCUGCCUGGACGUCUACACGGAUCCGAGGACCCUGCACUGUCUUCACUCCUUCUGUCUGCAGUGCUUGGUCAGCGAGAACUUCAAGGACGAGAAUACCUGGGACCAGGAGCCGCCUCGCAGUGAGGACCCUUCCUGUUACAGCCUGAAGUCCGACAUGGGCGGGUCGAGUGCAGAACUUACUGCCACGGUGUCACCUGCCAGACAGAGGGGUUCGAGCUUCAGUUUGGGCCGGAAGAAGUCCAUGGGUCCCCUGGAGAUCAGGUCAAGAAGUGAAGGAAAGAGGUCGACGAGCUCCUUCAGCACCCGGAUGACGGGAAGCUCGGUACAUGAAGUGUCCAAACGAAGCAUCCGGUGUCAGAUCUGCAACUACCCCACGGACUUGCCACUCGGAGGAGUCCGACAGUUGCCUCAGAACUAUCUGUUGGUAAGACGCAUAGAAGCACUGCGAUUCCAAGCCAAUGAAGAUGUCAUAUCGAGGUUCUGGUGCUCCCUGUGCACGGAGGAGAUUAGCGCUACCUAUCACUGCAUCAGCUGCACUUUGAACCUUUGUACCCUUUGCAAGGAGGCCCAUGAACGGCAGCGAACCACUGCCAACCAUCGGCUGAGGAGUAUCCUGGAGCUGCGACGGGCUAGAAAACAGAAGCAACAGCAACUGGGACUGGGGGACAGUAGCAAAAUGGUGCUCCGCUGUGGCAUUCACACGAAUUUCGAGCUGAAAGCCUUUUGCACCCACUGCCGGCAACUGGCCUGCACAGACUGCUUGGUCCUUCUCCACAAGGGUCACAGGCAUGAGACCAUCACCCGGGCCAUCGGACAUCAGGGCAAGUUGCUGAGAGAGGCCACCGACCAAACGCGUCCUCUGUGCCAGUAUGCGGAGCACUCCAUUGAACGGCUGAACGAGAUCGCCCGCGGCAUCAACGCCAGAUGCGAUGACAUCCAGCACCAGGUGGAACAGUACUUGAAGAGCUACUUUGAUGCCUUGGAAGUGCAUCGGAAGACUCUGCUCCAGCAGAUCAGCAGGGCCAGGGAGUCCAAAGUGGAGGUUAUAAUCAAGCAGCAACUGGACCUAGAAAAACGCACCCAAAUGGCCAUGGAUGCAAUGCGGUUCAGUCAAGAGCUCUUAGAGAUCGGUGCCGAUGUGGAGAUCCUUAACUUUGUGGGUAUACUCCUCAGUCGGCUGGAGUACUGUCAGCAAUUUAAGCCUCCCGUGGAUCCCAAGAUCUCCGAUUCCCUUCAUUUUCUAUCCAAGAUCCGAGCUCCCGCCACCAAGGACCAGCGCGACAUUCCUCUGUACGGAAUAAUCACCAUGCAGGUUGUGGAGCCGGGUCUAUGUACUUUGGAAUGGGAGGGCUUCUACCAGCUACGCCUCCACAAGAAGGCCGAUCUCCUGCUGCACUCGAGAGACUCCGAUGGAGUGUCCCUGUGCCACGGAGGACUGGAGAUUAAUUGCAUGAUCAAAUACAAAGACUGCGCCUCAAAGUUCCUGCCCGUCGAGGUGUCAGACAAUCGAGAUGGCACCUAUAAUAUCCACUUCACCCCAGACGCCCAAGGCGCCAUCAUCCUGACAAUUACCAUAAACGAUAGACCCAUCAGAGGAAGUCCAUUUACGUUCCAGGCGCGACAGGUUCGUCCCCACACGGGCAUCUAUCACUGUUGCUCCUUCUGCUCCGGAAAGGGAAACCGGACUGUGAAGUGUUCGUGCGAGGGCCGGAUGCCCGGGUACAGUGGCUGCGGUCAUGGGCACACAGGACACCCCGGGCGACGGCAUUGGUCCUGCUGUGGCAAUGUGCUUGAGAACUCGGAGUGCAAUGUGGCCAACAAGCUGCUAAAUGCCUAGGGAUAGAGCGCUGCAAAAUGCGAGCAAUAAAAGAAACCCAAAAGAUUCGACUGCCCGGGAGUUCCAAACUCGGACCUCUACCUGGGCAUAUGGUCAGCACAUGCGCAGCAGACAAUAACCUUGAAGGGACCAAUUGAAAGGACACAUUAACUGUACCAUAUACAACAUUUGAACAUAAUUUGUGUUUAUUCAUUGAAAAUUUAAAUCAUAAAUACAAACAUGAAUGGGGAGA